GCCUUAGGAACCCUGAAGCUGAGUUGAGCCAUGAGGCCAUCACCAGAGCCCCCGCUGGAGAGGGCCUGAUUUCAGGAGCGGAGUUGCCUGUGACAAAGCCUCUGGAGCGCCCAUGAGGGGACACUCUUGGCUCCUGUGAGGCAAAGGCUCCGGGGCCUGGGCAGGUGGAACGGCUGGGCUGCAGCUAUGGACCGUGAGCUGGCCCAGGCCCGCGUCCUUGCUGAACCUGCCCGUCUGUGGCUGCUCCCACCAUGGGCUCCUUGGUGUACAUCACAGUGGAGCUGGCCAUUGCUGUGCUGGCCAUCCUGGGCAAUGUGCUGGUGUGCUGGGCUGUGUGGAUCAACAGCAACCUACAGAAUGUCACCAAUUACUUUGUGGUGUCGCUGGCAGCGGCUGACAUUGCAGUGGGCGUGCUUGCCAUCCCGUUUGCCAUCACCAUCAGCACUGGCUUCUGCGCUGCCUGCCACGGCUGCCUCUUCUUUGCCUGCUUUGUCCUGGUCCUCACGCAGAGCUCCAUCUUUAGUCUCUUGGCCAUUGCCAUUGACCGCUACAUCGCCAUCCGCAUCCCACUCCG
Molecule: messenger RNA, 574 nt
Organism: Dipodomys ordii (Ord's kangaroo rat)
Lineage: Eukaryota; Metazoa; Chordata; Mammalia; Rodentia; Heteromyidae
Product: adenosine receptor A2a
Exons: 1
Biological process (GO): G protein-coupled adenosine receptor signaling pathway; adenylate cyclase-activating G protein-coupled receptor signaling pathway
Cellular component (GO): membrane
Molecular function (GO): G protein-coupled adenosine receptor activity
Source: RefSeq, a predicted model, not a curated record